This is a messenger RNA of Cucumis melo (muskmelon), 938 nucleotides long. RefSeq lists its product as uncharacterized. The transcript has 2 exons. The record is from RefSeq and is a predicted model, not a curated record. NCBI's taxonomy places the organism in Eukaryota, Viridiplantae, Streptophyta, Magnoliopsida, Cucurbitales, Cucurbitaceae. The coding region runs from base 332 to 595 and encodes 87 amino acids.
AGAGAAGAUGAAAAAGGAAAAUAGAGAGGAUUUGGAUGAUAUGAAGAAUGAGAAAAUGUUUGGUUUACCCACUUUCCUUUAAUUAGAAAGAAAAGAAAAGGAUUAAUUUUGUGAGAUGAAGAUUUUUUCUUUUUUCUUUUAAAGUUUUGAAUUGGUCAUCAUAAUCUAAUAAUAGAAAUUGAAAAACGAGGAAUUAAAAAAAAAAAAAAGAAGAAGAAGAAAUCGUGUUCCUGUUUGACCCUUCUUCCAUUGUGUUGGCUGAUUUUGUGUGUGUUUCCACAGAAGAUCCAAGGCAGGCAAGAAGAAGAAGAAAAAGAAAUCCGUCAUACCCAUGGAGAAUCAGAGCACCUGUUUGUCCUAUGAGAAGCUCAACGGAAUGGCCACUUGGGUCGGUACCAGCGUCGCCUCCGCCUUUUUCGCCUCUCUUGAGCGAUGUUCUUGCAUCAAUCUCUCCACCUCCGACGACCACGAAGAUCCCGAAGAGGCUCAUGAUCGCCCUCUCAUGUACUGCACCUCCACUUCUUCCUCCGUCGUCAUUCGCAGCUUCGAGCCCCUUCCUCCUCCGGUCAAUGAUGUCGCCAAUCUCCCCGUUUGACCGCCUCUCUCUCUCUCUCUCUCUGGAUCUGAGGUCCUUUUCAAAUUAGUGCAGGAACAUGGCCACAUAGCUUUGUGGUAGCAGAGAGCUUUAAUAGAAAUGGCAGAAGAAAAGAGGGGGAACAAGGAAACAAACUGCAAAUAAACCCCUCUCUAGUUCACUAUUUUAAAUAUCACAUACAUUGUAAAGAAUAUUUAGAUUGUAUUUACUCAUCGACAAGCCAAGAACUGAUCUUUAUAUAUAUAUAUAUAUAUAUAUAUAUAUAUAUAUAUAUAUAUAUAUAUAUCUUGUAAUCCUCUGUUUCUUAAAAGUAAAUGUAUAAACCAUUUGAAUAUUGAUCAAA